Glossina fuscipes is the source of this 1056-nucleotide messenger RNA. RefSeq names its product protein PFC0760c (gene fs(2)ltoPP43). The coding region runs from base 1 to 636 and encodes 211 amino acids. The transcript is spliced from 3 exons. NCBI's taxonomy places the organism in Eukaryota, Metazoa, Arthropoda, Insecta, Diptera, Glossinidae. The record is from RefSeq and is a predicted model, not a curated record.
AUGGGCAAACCGUUACCGCCAUGUCCGCUGACAGGUUUUGGACUAACUCAAAUCUUGUCGAUUCUUGUUUUUUUUUUCAAUUUCAGUAUUCGUCCUUUUGAUGAUCUGGUUUAUGAAGAUUGCUACAAUAACGAAGACAGCGAUGACAAAUACGACUCGGAAGAUUCCAACGAAGAAAAUUACUUUGCUAACGAUUAUCCUGACGAAGACGAUGAAAUGGUUUGUAACAGCAGUGAAAGCCCAGAUGAAUAUGGCAAUGAAAAAUUCGAAAAUCUCAGUACAGCAAUGAACAAUUUUGUUUUCGGUAAGGAUGACGAAGAAACUGACAGUUCGUCUAGUUCCUCCUCGGCAGAUAAUGAUAAUUACUACAAUUCAUAUGAGGACCCUUAUAUUCAUACAAUCAAUUUUGAAGACGAGGAUUUUUGUGAAGACGUUGAUUAUUACGAUGCUGCACGCUAUGGAGUUGCCUACGCGCGUUACAAGGCUCGGCAUGUUAGAAUGAAUACUAACGCUCUCAGCAGUGGAGAGAAUGUUUUGAAGGCUAAUUCAGACGACAACGAUGAAGAUGAUGAUUAUAUUCCUUUCAGUGAUGAUUCUUUUCAGAGUGCUAAUGAGAAUGAACGUGAAGAAGAAUAAUAGAUACAGAUUAUACCAUGUUGAUUUAAAAAUAAAAGAUUGCAAGUUUUAGCACUCGAAAAUACCGAAAAAAGCCUAUCUAAUCUUCAAGCAACAAUUUUUGCAAAUUAUGUAAAUUUUUUUUCAAUGAAGAAUCUUGCUCGAUCUAAGUUGGAUGAAGACAGGGUUUGCGAAAAGUUCAAGGAGCUGUGAACGAGAAUGAUUACUUUACAAAGGAAUAUCGCUAAAAUACAGCUUUAACGCCUUUCUCAAUAACAGAAAGCCUUCCUUUAUGAAAAACUAACAUUCCAUAGUAUUUUCUUUAAAAUGUUAAAAAAAAACCGUUAGAAUAUUAACGAAGAUGAAUUCCUUUUUCUUACUAUCUACCACUAAAGCGACCAUUUGCCGCCAAUUUUUUCUUUAUUUUAGUUUUUGUUUCCG